This is a messenger RNA of Mauremys reevesii (Reeves's turtle), 4339 nucleotides long. It is a transcript of the gene ZC3H11A, whose product is annotated as zinc finger CCCH-type containing 11A. The record is from RefSeq and is a predicted model, not a curated record. Gene Ontology annotation, molecular function: metal ion binding. The transcript has 18 exons. NCBI's taxonomy places the organism in Eukaryota, Metazoa, Chordata, Testudines, Geoemydidae. Bases 1258 to 3714 code for a protein of 818 amino acids.
GCGGGGGCUCCGAUUCAGGGGUAAAUCCACCCCCACCCUGGGAAAGAGGGGGAGGAGGGGAGACCCCCCCCCACAUUUCCGGCUGAGAUUGAAGGAUCCCUGGGUCCGGUUCCUGGGGCAGCGCCAAGGGAAGCUGCAGCGGGAGUUCCUCCUCCUCUCCCCUCCCAUGCCAGCCCCCCCGUUAGUGCCAGGGCACUGUCCCUCUCCUCCCUUGGGCACGUUGGGUUUUGAGUGAAGAAUAUUUGCCCCAUUGUCUCUUCCCAAUCCCAAGCUCCCUGUGGCCUCCUGGGAAAGGAGAGUCCCUGGCUCAGCCCCAGAUGUUAAGUGGAGCAAAGAGAAGAUUCCAGUGUAGGUGGCUCCCUUUAGAACAAAAAGGUCUUCAGAGUUUAAAGACUGUGCUUCCUGUUUCUGGUGGUACUUACAAGGAACCUGCUGUCAAUUAAUAAUUUUGCAGGCUGCACACAGUGCCCCAAAGGGAUUGAAAUCAGGAUCUAGACUAACUCUGGAUGCACCCAGUAGCUGACUUAAAUUCUUCUUUAGCUCGUUUAAAAAAAAAUAAACACAAAUCAGAUUGUUGGUGAUAUUGGCCUUGGCUGCCUAAAACCAAACAACAAAACCCUUCCCAUCAGCUUUGAUUUUUAAUUGAGAAUGAAAAUACGAAAAUAGCUCCUCAUAUCAUACCUAUCAGUAUGUGGAGUCAGAAAAUCAUUCCCAAAACUGGUGCUUUGGGGUGCACGAGUGCACAUUGCACUCGGGGAUUGAGCUGUGCACCUUAUUUUCAGAAUAGACUGCUGUGUUAUUUGAUUAUAAAAAUGAAAUAUCCUGGGAAUAGUUAAUUUUGAAACAAAGGAACUUGGAACUACCACCAUGGCAUGCAAUUAAGUUGGAUGUGUAUACAACUGAUUAGGCUUAAUAGACGGUGCUAAAUUUGUGGCUGGAUACCCGAGCAUUUCAGGAAAAAGUUGGUGUAGAGGUACUUCCUUCUGUCCCUUUUCCUCUUAAAAUAACACCCAUUCAAGCAACUGGUUCAAGAGGAAGUUGACUACUCCAGACACUCAAGAAAAGAUCACGAGAAAUUAAUUGGAAGUCUUUGAAGACCAACGUUCUUGCCGAGGUUAUCCAGGUUACUUUUUAAAGAAGAUUUCACUGAUCGCGUCUGAAGAAGAAAGGGUGAAGCCUGUUUUCACUAAGAGAGGAAGAAGUCUGUGUGGAGCAAUAGCCCUGAUAACUUGAGUUUAUUCUAACAAUCUGUCCAGCAUGUCUAAACAAGGAGAUGAUUGCUACUUCUAUUUCUAUUCCACGUGUACCAAGGGGGACGGUUGUCCUUUCCGUCAUUGUGAAGCUGCACUGGGAAACGAGACUGUCUGCACACUCUGGCAGGAAGGGCGCUGCUUCAGGAGUAUCUGCAGGUUUAGGCACAUGGAGAUUGAUAAAAAACGCAGUGAGAUCCCUUGCUACUGGGAGAACCAGCCAGUUGGCUGUAAGAAGUUAAACUGCGCUUUCCAUCACAACAAGGGACGCUAUGUCGAUGGACUCUUCCUACCUCCAAGCAAAACUGUGCUGCCAAGUAUGACUGAGUCUGUAGAAGAGGAGGUGAAGGUGACCCAGAUCUCGCUGCAGCAGAAUAAACUCUCUGUCCAGUCCAACCCCUCCCCCCAGCUGCGGGGGGUGAUGAAAGUGGAAAACUCUGAAAACGUUCCCAGCCCCACUCAUCCUCCAGUCGUAAUCAAUGCUGCAGAUGAUGAUGAAGAUGAUGAUGAUCAGCUUUCUGAAGAGGGAGAUGAAACUAAAACACCUGUUCAGCAGUCAGCUACAGAAACCCAUAAUGGAUUGCGGAUAAUUUCUACUCGGAAAGCCAGUGCUAAUGCAAAACAAGAUAACAGUUUGAAUUUUGGAAUAAAAACACUUGAAGAAAUCAAGUCCAAAAAAAUGAAGGAAAAAUCACAAAAACAAGGUGAAGGCCCCUCUGGAGUUUCUGUUUAUCCACUCCAAUCCCAGACCAUUCCUGGUCCGGAAAAGGAAAACCUACGGACGGUGAUCAGGACUGUAACCUUGUCUGCAAAGCAAGGUGAGGAGCCUCUGAUUAGAUUGAGUCUCUCAGAGAGACUGGGAAAACGGAAACCCUCCAUAGAUGAAAGUUGCCCUCCAUUGAAGCGUAGCCUUGCUGAAAGGCUGGGAAAGAAGUUUGAAUCUCUGGAGAAGACUGACAAAGCACCAAAGAGAGUUCAAGUCCCCAAGUCUCUUAAGGAGAGGCUAGGAUUGCCAGCUGAGCACACUAACACGGAGACAGAGAGAGCUGCAAAACCAGCAGGUGAGAUCCGUGUGAAAACACUAGAAGAAAUCCGUCUUGAGAAAGCCAGCCAGAGACGGGGAGAACCUCAAACCAAACCCAAGACUGAAGAGACUUGUAGAACAGAAGAUCCUAAUCCAAGGGUGAGACCCUCCGCAACAAUUCGAAUUAAAACCUUUUCUGAGGUCCUGGCUGAGAAAAAAAACAGGCCGCUGGGAGAGGAAGAGCAGCUAAAAGUGGAGGUAAAGCUAAAAGCGGAGGAAAGCCCUACCAAGCCGAAGACUGAGAGUGAGCCCAAGAAGCAGGGCACUGCAGCUCCGCCUAUAGCCAGCAAAGGGCAGCUGGAGGAGUCAACAGGCAAAGCCAUGUCAAUAGGGGAGGUGCGCAUUAAAACAUUGGAGGAGAUCAAGCAGGAGAAAGCCAUGAGGAUGCAGCAGAGUGGAGAGAACACCCUAAAUACGCCACCGCAACCUGAGCUUACUCCGACCGGGAGGAGAUUACUGCGUAUUACAAAGUUGACAGCUCCUGGAAGAGAAGAAAAGAAGUUGGUGGAGUUGAGCGUUCCGCCCCUCAGAACUGGCCCAGCAGACAAGGCUGCAGAGUCUUCAGAGGAGAGUGCAAACAACUCUACCGUUCAGAUGAAGAGUUCUGAAGAAAUACUGAGGGAGAAGCGGCAGCUGAAGCCACGGCAGAAGGAGAAGCUCCAGAAGGAAAUAUCUGCUAUGUCAUCCCCUGGAGAAGAAACGACUGAAGAGAAGAGCCCAGUGGCCGGACGUCUUGAGUCCACAGUGACACCUGGAGCAACUCAUCGGUUGACAAAGAGACUGACUGUGAAAUCAGAGGAAGCAGUGAUGGAAAGUCCAGGAAGAGAUGGUUCAGUACUACCAGUGAAACAUGCAGCUCAGUCUCUGGAGCGAAAGGCUAAAGCCAAACCCAAGGUGAAUGUGAAGCCAUCAGGCGUGAAAACCAUCUCCCCUGCAAAGCAGGCCAUGAAACGUAAGGUGGCUGAAAGUCAUCCUUCUGCCAUAGCUGCUGUGAAACCACUGAGCACCACUAGCAGUGACUUGAAGGAGCUCCCAGCUAAAAAAGCAGCUUUGACUACUGUUCCAGCCCUGCCGGAAGUUAGUCCAGCCACUGUACCGGAGAGAGCAAAAUCCAGAGACAGCCCUGAGUUGCAUAUAGGAAGCCAAGCAGCCUCUGUGGCUCAAUCAGAGAUGUCAAGCCCAACCUCUUCACAAGCAGCAGUAAAGACCCGCAGACUGAGCUCCACCACAGCUGGGAAAGCACCCUUAUCCGUAGAAGAUGACUUUGAGAAGCUGAUUUGGGAAAUCUCUGGAGGCAAACUGGAAGCAGAGAUUGAUCUGGAUGCAGGGAAAGAUGAGGAUGACCUCCUGCUUGAACUAUCUGAAAUGAUUGACAGCUGAACCAGACUUAUACUUACCUUUUAAAACAAAAAACAUUUUAAACUCUAUUUUGUUGGAUACCCAAGAUAAACCUUUUUCUUCUAUAUGAGGCUUUGCCACAAGUCUUCAAGUACACUUGAACUUGUAGAAAUUGGCAGUAUCUGCACUCAAUUGUCGUUAAUUUCCCUGCAGGUCAGAGUUAAGAGCCUGUGUACCCAUCCUGUUACCACAGGCAGCUAUUUUGAAUAUGUGAGGACAAAACACUUCACAGUUUCAGGCCAGAAAGAUCCUGGAGCCCAUCUAUAAAGCCUAGGGGUGUAAACUUCUUCCACUGAUUUAAGGCUGUGAAGGCUUUAAAAAAAAAAAAAAAAAGUUUUUCUCAGCAAGGUGUGCAAAACUCAGUGAGUGUGUUUCAAAGCUUUCUUUUGCUUUGUUUUCUUGGAUGGCCUGGAAUUACCAUGGCAACUCUUGAGUUGUAUUUGUCCUUACCUUCUUGUUUUAACAUUCUGGGGAAAAUUAAUGAAAAAGUGGGGCGAGAAGGAUAAUUACUACAGUAAUGUGGGCCAAACAUACUGCCAAAGGUGCGAGAUUGGGUUAGUCCAUCCAGCCUUACUUCCUUUUAAUUAUCAGGGACAACACAAUAUCA